This is a messenger RNA of Paramuricea clavata, 3598 nucleotides long. NCBI's taxonomy places the organism in Eukaryota, Metazoa, Cnidaria, Anthozoa, Malacalcyonacea, Plexauridae. The record is from the annotation of a GenBank genome assembly.
AGAUAUCACGAUUUCAAAUUUGAAACACGUUGGGCUGCACAUUUUGCUAUGGUUCAUCAUGCUAGCAGUUGUAGAAUCUAGUCCGGAAAUAACAGGUAAUUCAUUCGAAUUCGAAGCUUUAGCUUUUUACAUGUAUUUUUGUGUGGUACUUGAAACAAUCUGAACUAAUGAAUAGAUACACUGAUCUGUAUAGCUUAAUUUGGUUUCAUUCAGCACUAGUGUGUAACAGAUGCUGGUCAACCAACCUAUUUAUUAUAUGUAGUAGUCUUGUAUCUAGAAGAAAUUAAAGAAAUAUAGUUUCUUUAACCUACCAAUACCUGAUUCUUUUGUUUUAGGUCCACAAAGAGAGGUGAUUUCAAUAUACGAUGAUGACUUUGUUACUUCGCCAUCCAGACCUCUAUAUUUCAUCGAAAUUUAUCGCUGUGUUAAACUUGAGAUGGGGGACUGCCAUAGUGGACAGCAUGGGUACCCAGUUCCAAAAACAACGGAUGAAAUUGAGAUAGUGGUUCCGGAUAUAACAAACAAAGAUCGGGAUUCUAGUAAAAAGAAGUUUUAUAAAUAUGUGGUAUAUAAUCACACAUCUUGUACGUGUGGGACCUUAAUUAAGUACAGGGAGAGUACACUGUAUAAAAACAUAACUAAUAACGAAGGUUAGUCCAUAGGAGCUCUAGCUCCCCUUAUUACUGAGCUAAACUUGCUAUACUGAAUGUCAAAGCGGCUAGGGUAUUGUUACCUGAUCAUGAUGCGUUUGACAACACAUGUAAAGCCCGUCUACCCCGGCCCUGUGCGAAUUUGUUCGCGCGAACCGAUUCGGUUUACGUGAUGAGCGAUGCUGAUAAAGGAUAAAGUACAGCUGCGCGUGAGCAUAUUCGCCCAGUGGAGAAGGGCGUACAUCGAGGAAUUUUCUCAGGGAUAUCUGCUCCAGGUUUUCAUCUCUCACAAAAAGCAACUAUUCUACCUUAGCUUAUCUCCAUGAUGACAACCCAAGUCGAACUAGUCAGCCUUCAACUCAGUAACAUUUGGCGUAAUUCAGGCCCAGCUGUAAGGAAAGGUGAUUAUUACACUGCAGCUUUGAUCUGUAUCAAUUUUUCUUGCAGUGUCAGAAGCUGAUUACAAAGCGAGCUAUACGAAAAAUCCAGUCAAUCUAAUACGCGCGUGUAACAUUUGCAACAGUGCUCAACCAAGAUAUAAACUCCAUCCAAAACAUGCCACAGCUGUCUCACGAUUUAUAUAUAUGGAGUACCAACAGUGCUUGCCUGGCUGCGUGGUAGUAAGAAACAAAACGUCUAAUAAGCAAACAUCCAUGGUAUUUGGUAGUCCAUUCAGUGUCCCGUUUACAAGUGAUAUUUUAUGCGAAGCUUAUGAUGGAACUAAAACACAACAAGAAGAUAAAAAUCAUCCUCAGAUGCUCAAAAGCUCACCCUCAAAAGCUUCAUUUGGAAACUCAAGUGGUCAAGGUAAAAAAUCAAGGGUCUGAUUUGUACUGGAAACGAAUGAUCUAUCCCGAUGAUUUUCGGGAACGAAAAGAUAGUUCGUUUAAUAACUCAACUCCCGACAAACACAAUGAUCACCCCCUUCAAGACAAUUUUUGCCGUUACCAACCCAGACGAUUGGCCAGAUGGCGUGUUAGAGAAGUGGCGUAAUAGAAUGGAUUUAUUAGAGAGAGAAGCUUAUUAGAGAGGACAUUAGGGAAAAAUAGAGAAGCUUAUUAGGGAGGAGAUUAUUAGAGAAGAGGCUCAUUGGAGAGGGGAAUUAUUGGGGAGGUGCAUAUUAGAGAGAGCACAUUAGAGAGAGGCGGUUUUGAAACAGUGUAUUAAAAAGCGGGCUUAUGAGAAAGGGAACAUAUUAGAGAUAGGCUUACUAGAGAGGCAGGCUAUUAGAGAGGGGACCUAUUAGAAAGGGAGCAUAUUAGAGAGAGGCUUAUCAGAGAAGAGGCUUAGUGAAGAGGGGCCUUAUUAGAGAGGCGGGAUAUUAGACAGGGGAUCAAUUAGAGAGGGGCAUAUUAGAUCGGCGGUUUAUUUAGAGAUGUGGCUUAUUGGAGAAGCGGGUCGAUUGAGGGUAUGAGGAUUUAGGCAAUAGCGAAUUGAUGAAUUAACAGGAAUUAUUAUUUUUCUAUUUAGAACCAAAUUAUGAGAUUCUAGUUUACAUUGCUUCAGGCAAAGUUAUCCUCGCCGCCGUUCUACUGUCUUUGGUACUAUUUACUAUAUUAAUUAUGGACUUUACGCUUUGCCGUCGAAAGAAAGGAUUCCUUUAUGCUUUGUUUGACUGUAUAAGUGAUGACGCGGAUAAUUUUUGUCAACGUUGCAGCGAAAGGAAUAGAAAUGAGAUUACAGUGUAAACGUAAGUAAGUACAAAGACCUAGUUCACACGUCGAACGUUUCAUGUGCCGAGCCAGGGAGGUGAAACAAUGAGUUUAGGUCAUUAAAGUUAGCUUCGUGUGAUGAUUAGACUCGCUUCAUGCCUCGCUCUUCAUUUUUGAUAGCGUGUUAUGAUAUCAGUUGUUCCUUCCACCCCAUGCUCUGGUCUCAUAAUAGACUGGAUUUUAAACCCAGUUGAAAAUGAAACUCACAACCAAACUUUGCAAUUUUACUAAUUUGAAGACGCUCUUUCCAGCUAUGGUAAUGGUUUUGUUCUUCUUAUCUAGAUUGAUUACAACGUUGCAAUACUCAGGAGAACAGAACAUCCGGUUGACUGUGUAGUGAUAGUCACCCGAUAUCACUAAGCGGAUAUUAUGCUGUUUUGGCACAAAGACAUUAAUAACUUUUGGAGCUUCUACAAACAUUAUUUUUACUCGUUAUUUUAAACCUUUUAGGAAGUAGGCUCGCCUAGAUUUAGUCUUUACGCCACAAUACUGUUAACAUAAAAUUUCCUCUUGGCAGCCAACACUUGUACAUAUUUAUAUCUUGAUAUCACUUCUAGUCUAAUUGUAUUAACGCGCCUUAAUGAUCUUGACAUUAAUCUUAAUUGCUUCUCCGCCUCGCCUCAACCAACUUGCGUAUAAUAUAACUUGUAAAUAUUCUUAGUAGGUCAGUACUAGUCUUAGCUUUGCGCUCUAUCGAGUAAUCGUACUCAACUCAUCAUUAGACAGAUUUAGAUCGAGGACGAGGGCGUCAAAGACGACAUGACAAUGACGUCAAAAUGGCGUUGGAUAUCCAUACAUGGGCACAACACGCCAUUUUCACGUCGUCUUUGACAUCCGCGUCCUCGAUCUAAAUUUGUCUAUGUAAGAGUUAGAUACCGAAAACGGAUGCUCUUAGUCAGAUACAAACCCGAGGGGCCGUAGGCCCCGAGGGAUUUAUCUGACAAAGAGCCGACGUUUGAGGUAUCUAACUAACUUAGUUUAUAUUUGUACGGAUUGACCCACAAUGAAAUUGACUUUAUGAUAUGUAUUGUUCUUUAAAUGAGUUUGAAUUACCAUGGUUGUAAUAAAAACAAACAGGGCUUUCGCAUUUGAUAUGCAUCAAUUCUCAAUUCUCGUGUCGCAUUACUGUAUACUAUCAAUGAGAAGUGAUUGAAUAUUCGUUCACCAACCACCGAUUACGAUGAAAUAUGUUUGAAAUAGCUCAUACAACAGAGAAGCGCUAACGAUGAUUUGUAC